Suillus subalutaceus is the source of this 360-nucleotide messenger RNA. RefSeq lists its product as uncharacterized. Gene Ontology annotation, biological process: acetyl-CoA biosynthetic process. Gene Ontology annotation, molecular function: acetyl-CoA synthetase activity. Bases 1 to 360 code for a protein of 119 amino acids. The record is from RefSeq and is a predicted model, not a curated record. NCBI's taxonomy places the organism in Eukaryota, Fungi, Basidiomycota, Agaricomycetes, Boletales, Suillaceae. Gene Ontology annotation, cellular component: cytosol. The transcript has 3 exons.
AUGUCGACCAUUCAUGAUCGCCAAUCAUCAUUCAAUGGUGCCACAAGCGCUCAGCACGUGGAGAACCAUGAUCCCGGCAGUUUACGUGUCCUUGGCUCCGUCGGUGGGCCGAAGCCUGGAACAGGUAUAACGAACAUGUUGGCAAGAAGCAGUGCGCUAUCGUUGACAUGUUCUGGGAAACUGAGACUGGAUCGAUCGUCGUCACCCCACUCGGACUCUGGUGCGAUUGAGACUAGGCCUGGUGCUGCAACUGUUCCCUUCUUCGGUAUUGAGCCUGCUAUUCUGGACCCUGUUAGUGGAAAGGAAUUAGAAGGAAGCAAUGUCGAGGGAGCUCUCGUCAUUAAGCAACCUUGGCCUUAA